Messenger RNA from Closterium sp. NIES-67, 7088 nucleotides. The record is from the annotation of a GenBank genome assembly. NCBI's taxonomy places the organism in Eukaryota, Viridiplantae, Streptophyta, Zygnematophyceae, Desmidiales, Closteriaceae.
UCGAGUGACGUGUUCAGCGUAGCAUCGGACAGGACCGGUAGCUUCUUUCCAAAACAAGAAUUACGUCGCUUUACCGUGAAGCAGAUGCGUUAGUCUUCCUCCUACCUCAUGCACUGUCGCGUGCUCUAGCAUGACCAUGCCCUCCACGUCAGCACAUCACGUGUCGACCGCAGCAUCGCGUGGCACGUCAUUCGUGUUGGAUGGCGUCUCGCAGGGAUCGCCAGUACAAGAAGCCGGCGCGGUAGAGGGGCAGAUAAAUAGCGCAGGAGAGUGUAUGAACCAGGAGGACGGAGGUCGCAAUAACGGAGCCUUUUCUAACGGGAAUGCCGAUUUUCUUGUCGACAACUCUCGUCCUGAAUACAAGGAGCAGGGUGGUAUCCAGGGCGGGGUUGAUGAUGGAAUGAAUGGCCCUUUUAAGGACAUCGCAACCGUCGAUGGUGAGACGACAGGUCGAAUCAACGGUGAUGGAAGAAGGCUCAGUGAUAUGGCUGGGCCUGAAAUAGGUGGUAUGGAUGGAGGGUUAUUUGACCAUGCUAAGAUAGGGUUACCUAACCAUGUUACAUUAGGGUUACCUGACACUGUGGACAUGGGGUUGUCUGACCAUGCCCUUGAAGGGAUAUCUGCCGCUAUGGGUGCUGCAGGUGCCAUGGGUGCUGCAGACGCCAUGGGUGCUGCAGAUGCCAUGGGUACUGCAGAUGCCAUGGGUGCUGCAGAUGCCAUGGGUGCUGCAGACGCCAUGGGUGCAGACGCUAUGGGUGCAGCAGACGCUGGUAGCGCUGCAGGGAGGGCGGGGAGGGAGAACGAUGGUGAGAGCGAGAAGGGGAGUCAGAGCGAGCGGGAAAGUGAGAGUAGUGAAAGUGAGAGUGAGGAGGGAGAUGAGGAGGACGAGGAAAAGGAGGAGCAACACAUGCAUGGGUAUGGGGUGGGUUCGGAAAAUGAUGUGAGCGGUACAGGCAUGGGGGUGGAUGGUGGCAUGGGGGUGGAUGGUGGUGUGGGGGUGGAUGGUGGUGUGGGGAUGGAUGGCUGUUUAGGAAUAGAUGACUAUAAUGAGGGUGCUGCAAUGCGUGUCGAUGCCGAUGCUGCUGAUGUUGCUGAUGCUGCUGCUGCUGCCGAUGCUGCUGCAAUGAGUGUCGAUGCCGUUGAGACUGCGGGUGAUGCCACCAACACGCCUGCUGCUGCUGCUGCUGCUGCUGCUGCUGCUGCUACUGCCGCUGAUGCGGCUGAUGCUCGCCCCGCUGCUGUCACUGCCGCCAGCAGUGCCAUCCCCACUGAUGAUGGCAGUGCUGCUCCUCUUGCUGUUGGCACCACAACGGCACACCUUCCUGCUGCAGCAGCUACAGCCCAUGCUGCUACUGCUGCUCCCACGGGCCCUCAUCUAGCUCCUACUGGCACCAACGGCCCCCCUGCUGCCGCUACCACAGCUGCUUCCAAUACAGCAGGUGCUGCUGCUGGUAACACGGUAGCUGCUGCUGCUGGUGGUCCAAGUUCGGCAGGCAGGAGUGCGUCAGCAGCACCGCGGCAGAUGGAGGUGGUGUGCUUGAGCGACGAUGACGAUGAUGAAGAUGAUGAUGAUGAUGAUGAUGACGACAGUGAUAAGGAAUUCGCAGAGCAGCAGCUGCAGCACCUUUUGUGGCAGCAGCAGCAUCGGCAGCAGCAGCAGCAGCAGCAGCAGCAGCAGCAAGGGCGGCAGCAGCAGGACCAGGUGGGUGGCGGCAGGAGGAACGCCAACGAGAAGAACCGCAACACGAGCAGCAGCAGGGGGGGGUAUACUGGUAACAGAGCAGGCAGUAACGAGGACGAGGAUGUGGUGGAGCUGAGCGGGCAGGAGGUGCAGCAGGCCAUGCUGCAGGCGAGGCUCAGGAAUGCGCAGCGCCAGAUGAUGAGGAGCAUGGGGGGCGGCAUGCCGGGCGGCACGAUGGGAGGCGCGGUGGGCGGCGCAGUGACCGGCAUGGCCGAGGGGAUGACAGGAGGAAUGGGAAGCGGCGUAGGGGUAGGUUUAGGGUCAGGGACGGGCGCUGGCAGUGGGAGGCGGGAGGCAAGGGAGCGGAGAGGUGCGGAGAGGGAAGGGACGGCUGCAGAGGGAACUGAGGGGGGAGAGGGGGAGGCGGGGAGUCAGGGGAGUGAGAGGAGUGUGGUUAGUGUGGUGAGUGAGGGGAGUGGGGAUGAGUUGGAUGAUGAGGUGAGUCAGGAGUGGAGGCAGCUGGGGAAGUGGAAGGCGGCCUAUGAGCCGCCGCAGCAGAAGGCCCAGCAGCAGCAGCAGCAGCAGGCUUGGCGUUGGCAGCAGCAGCAGCAGCAGCUGCAGGAGGCGAGGGAGCAGCUGCAGCUAGAGCAGGAGGUGCGAGGGAGGUUCGGAGAGAGAGUAAUGAUUCGAGACGAGGACGGCGACGAAGAGGACGAGGAUGAGGAGGAAGUGAGAAGGGGGAGAGAAAGAGAGGGUGGCAGUGCCCAGCAGUGGUUUGGGGCUGGGAUGGGGGGAAGAGGAGGGGUGGGGGGAGGAGUGGGAGGGGGGAGAGGGGUGGAUCGGGAGGCAGCGAGGCGAGAGCAUGUGGAGGCGAGGAGGAGGAGCGCGGCCCAUGUGCUGAAGCACUUCAGAAGUAUCCGCGAGCAGGGGCUGGUGCAGCGGCUGCCACAACCGCCUCAUGUAGCACAGCAAGCACACACACCACAUGCAGCGCAUGUGCUACCGGAGGUGGUAUCGCUUCCGGCAUAUAGGCAGCUGCCAGCAAGCAUCAGAGGCUCGAGCAGUGAGGGGCAUGGGGCCCACACGGACGGGAGCAGGGAAGGGGAGCAAGCAGCCAAGAGGAUGCGAGUAGAUGCGGGAACCGCACAGAACCACAUCCCACCUGGUCACAACUAUCCCCCGCUUGCAUCUUCGUCCUCCCAUCUUCCUCCUCCUCAUCUCUCCCACCACCACCAUCACAGUCACCACUACAACGAUUCCCACCUGCACCAGCACCCCCAUCAACCCGCACCCCCAGACCCAUUCAGGCCCCCCUCGGACCCAUCCAGGCCCCCCUCCGACCACCAAGCCGCCAUGCGCCAGAUCCUGGAAGGCCUCUCCAUCUCGGGUACAGCAGAAGAGGCGGAGAUCCCGGCUGGGGCGCUGACGGUGGCGCUGCUGGCGCACCAGCGCAUGGCCGUGGCGUGGAUGCGGCGGCGCGAGGCGGCGCUCCCUGCAGGGGGCAUCCUGGCGGACGACCAGGGGCUCGGGAAGACGCUCACUACAAUCUCUCUUAUCGUGCUGGGGGUGUGGGAGCAGAGGGAGAAGGAGAGGAAGGAGAGGGAGAAGGGCAAGGGGUUUUGUGAGGAAGAGGGGCGGAUGCUGCUGCUGACCGAUGCUGGUACAGAUGGCGCUGGUGCAAGUGCUGCUGCUGGUGUUGGUAAUGCUGCUGCAGCAGCAGCAGGAGGAGGAGGAAUGGGGAAGGGCAACAAGACGGAAGUGGUUGAUUUGGAGGAUGAGGAGGAGGAGAGGGAGAGGGUGAGGGGGAGAAGAGGCGAGAAGAAACGGCAGCAAGCGGCGUCAAUACCACUGGGAGUAGGCAACAGCAGCAGAGGCAUGCCUGCAGCCCCUGGGGUGUCAGCCGCAGCCACGUCAGCGGCUGCCGCGUCAGCAGCUGCAGCAUCGGCUGCUGCCACGUCAGCAGCGGGCAGCGCGGGUGGUGGCGGCAGGGGCAGGCGGGUGAGCGGCGGCACGCUGGUGGGUCCGCUGGCUGGUGUGGCGUGGUUGAGAGUGGUGCUGGACGAGGCCCAGGCCAUCAAGAACAGGAACACGCAGGUGGCGAGGGCGUGCUGGGCUUUAAGGGCGAAGCGGCGGUGGUGCCUGUCGGGCACGCCGAUGCAGAAUGCGGUGGACGACGUGUACCCGUACCUGCGCUUCCUGCGCUUCGCCCCCUACGACGAGUACGCGCACUUCCGCACCACCAUCAAGGACCCCAUCACUCGCAACCCCUCGCAAGGCUUCAAGAGGCUGCAGGCCGUGCUGCUCGCCAUCAUGCUGCGCCGCACCAAAGCCACGCGCAUAAAGGGAGCGCCUAUAGUGAACCUGCCGCCGCGCCUAGUGGCGCUGCAGCGAGCCGAGUUCACCCCGGAGGAACGCUCCUUCUACCUCUCCCUCGAGGCGUCCUCCAAGCAGCAGUUCCAUGACUAUGCGGCAGCAGGGACGGUGCAGAGCAACUACAUGCACAUCCUCACCAUGCUGCUGCGUCUGCGCCAGGCCUGCAACCACCCCGCGCUCGCCAGAGGCAUCCCCAUUGCCCGAGACAGGCCCGAGGACGAGGGGAGUGGCUGCAGCAGGGGAGGAUGCGGGGGGCGAGGGAGGACCGGGGUAGGAGGAGGAGGAGGAGCGGGUGGGGGAAGUGGGAGACGGAGUGUGUUCGCGGGGUCGGUGGGGCGGUUGUCGGCGGGGAGGAGAGCGGAGUUGGUGCGGCACGUGGCAGGGGUGGGGGGCGAGGCGGUGUGUGAGCUCUGCGCGGACGCAGCGGAGGUGCCGGUGCUCUCGGCGUGCCUGCACACCUUCUGCGAGCAGUGCGCCCUGCAGCACCUGGCUCAGUCCGACGGCUCCCCGGUCUGCCCCUGCUGCUCCAAGGCCCUGUCAGCCUCCUCCCUCUACCUCUUCUCUGAGAUUGAAAGCGCCCAGGGGGAGGGGGGUCCGGUGGGGAUGGUGAUUGGAACAGGGUUUGGGUCGGGGAGGGGAAGGGAGGCCGGCACGUUAGCGGUGCCAUCAUCAUCAUCAGCAAUAGCAGCUGCUGCAGCAGGAGGAAGGGGAGGGCAGGAGGAGGAGGGCCCGGUGUUCUUCUCCCCGUCUCGCAUGUCCACCAAGACCCGUGCUGUGCUGGACUACCUCCUCGCCCUCCCUCUCAUGCCUGCUGCUUCUCCUCCUGCUCCUGCCGGCCGUGCUUCAGCUGCUUCUCAUCCCACCUCUUCCCCCGCCCCAUCUCUCCCUUCAUCCCUCCCCUCCUCCCUCCCCUCCUCCCUUCCCUCCUCUCUCCCUUCAUCACUCCCCUCCAUCCUUCCACCCAGUUCAAGUGCGUGCAACGUCCGCGGCCCUUCUCCUAUCGCCGGCGCUCCCACUUCUCAUCCUUCCACCUCCACCCCUCCCUCUGUGGCAAACGGGGGGAUGGCGAAGGACGAGGAGCAAAGGGGCCCGGGAGGUAGUGCCGGUGUAGGGGGUUUAGGAGAGAGCACCACUGGGUGUGAGGGUCUGAGAGACGGCGUUGGUGGUGUGGCCAUGCGUGGUGUGAGACAUGGCGCGGGCGCAAGGAAUGAAGCAGGUGGUGCCAACAUCGGUGUGGGCAUGGGUGGUGUGAGGCACAGCGUGGUAAGAGAGAGUGUAGGCAUGCCUGAGGUGAAGGAGGAAUCACGUGAUGCUGGGUUGAUGCCACAGGGGGACGGGAACAACAGCGUUCAGCAACAGCAAUGGCAACAACAAGAGCAGCAGGAAGAGCAGCAGCAGCAGCCUCAACAGCCUCCUCAGCAGCAGUGGCCGGACUGGGCAGAGAUAGCUGCAAAUGCCGUGCUGGAGGAAGAGGCAGACGCAAUUGCAACGGCAGAUGCAGAGGCGAAAGUAAAGGCAAAAGUAGAGGAAGAGGCAGCAGCAGACGACACAAAGGAGAUGCCUUUAAGUGCAGCAGCAGCAGCAAGUAUGGUGAAACCGGAAUCGGUUGAUACUGAAGGGGUCAAAAUGGAAGUGAAUGAGCAUGGGAAUGCGCGGGCCGGAGGGGCGUGUUGUCCAUCAGGUGGGCUUGCAUCCGACCUACCACCUGAGUCAGCACCUGUUGCAUCUGUUUCCACACCUGGAGUUGCACCUGGUGCACGUAGCUCAGCACCUGAUGCUGCUGGCGGGGGGAGAUGCAAAGAGGAGACGAGGGAGGGAGGUGGUGCAAGGACUGGCGUGGGUAUGGAUUGGAUCAGAGGUGACCAGGAGGAGGCGGGGCAGGCUGGGGCUUGCCAUGUUUCACCUGGUGCGCUUGCAUCUGCUCUACGUACUGUGACAUCGAUACUGCAAAACGAGCCACCAGCUUCUCAUGCCUCUCAUGCUUCUCAUGCUUCUGGUGCUCCCCAUAUCCCAGAUUUGAAGCUGUCCUGCACUGACAGCAAGCCCAUUCUUCCUCCUCCACCACCGCCUCUGUACCCUCCCCCAGGCCCUGCCGUUGUUCCUGCACCCCCCGCUGCACCUGCACCCCCGGCUGCCCCUGCACCCCCUGCUGUGCCUUCUCCUGCUGCUGCCCUUCAACGCCCUCUUCUCGCCCUUCCCGCUCCUCCACCUCCUGCUGCUGCAUUGACUAACCCUGUGGAAAGCUCUGUGAUUCAAUGGACCAUGGUGCGGGAGAAGGCGAUCGUGUUCUCGCAGUGGACGCGCAUGCUGGACCUCCUGGAGAUGCACCUGGGCGCUGCUGGCAUCUCCUACGUGCGCCUCGAUGGCACCAUGUCCGUCGCUGCCAGGGACAAGGCCAUCGCUGCAUUCACCACUGACCCCGAGAUCACGGUGAUCCUCGUCUCUCUGAAGGCAGCCAGCCUGGGGCUGAACCUGAUAGCGGCGUGCCACGUGGUGCUGAUGGACCUGUGGUGGAACCCCGCCGUGGAAGAUCAGGCCAUCGACCGCGCCCACCGCAUCGGCCAGACACGCCCCGUGAGAGUGGCCCGGUUCACCGUGGCGGACACCAUUGAGGACCGCAUCCUGGAGCUGCAGGAGCGCAAGCGUAACAUGAUCGAGAGUGCAUAUGGCGAGUCAGCUACAAUGAUGAAUAAAUCACGGCUCACGACAGAGGACCUGAGGUUCCUUUUUCAAGUGUAAGUAGCCUACAAUGCAAGUAAUACUAAGAGGCAAUGAGAUCAAUGUGCUCUUCCAUCAUGGCUUUUUUACAUUCGCUGAGGGCCAUGGCUGUGAUUGUGAUAAGUGUACGGUUGACACCUAGAGCAAAGCCCUAGGUGAUUUGUCCCCGCAUUUUCACUUCUCCUUUGCCAACUUAAGUGGCCAAUGCAUGUGGUUCACCUUCUUAGAACUGAAUAAUGACUAGAAAGAGAGAGUACAGGGAAAUAUAGCCUAGAGUGUUGUACCCUCUACAGUACAAACCAAUAUUGUCUAUACU